AUGUCAGUGGACUUGCCGGGGCCAGCAGAGCCAGGCAUGAGCAAGUAUAACGACUUGCCGGACAUUGACAACGCUCCCGAGGUGUACGAGACUGCCGAACCAGCAACAGUAGUCGCCAGAGAUAAUGACUCUGACGACGAGACCGAAGCUGCGCCGGAACCUCAGCCUGGUCUGGAGACGACUCGACUGGACGUGACAAGCGCACGAACUAAAUUUCAUUCAGCUCGCCUGAACGGCUCUGCUCCUGUGCGCGGCUUGAAGGGUACGAGACGAGUUCUGCCGGAUUCUGAGCAGUACGAGAUCAGAUUGCCCAAUCAUGGCUCAGACGAAGCGAGUACCUCAGAGACACCCCUACAGCGCUUGAGGAGGUUGCGCAUGGAAGUAGCCGAACUGGAAGAUGAUCUUGCUGCUACAACAAAGAAGGAUGUGAAAGGCAAAGGACCUGAAAUCACGCCGGCGCUGAUGCUCAGCCAACUCAAAUUACUCAAGAGCGAUCUCACUCAGAUUGCCGGUACGGCGGAGCAAACAGAAGCUGCACCUGUGGCGAAUGGCACGCAACUUAUGAUUGAUACGAUUGGAUCGUCCUUGCCUGUAGCGAGCGCGUCCAUCGUCGCACCCAGAGCGAGUGCGCAGCUUUCUGACGAUGAGCUCGCUGCCCAUCUGGACGAAAGACUCAACAAGCUCGAACGUGUCAUCGGAGCGCAGCAAGUCAAUCUCGACAAUUCUGAUAAAAUGCCGCCUCCUCUGGUAGUCUCGUUGAACAAGAUCAACCACCAACUGCAACUCAUCAGUCAGCCUCGCCAUCUCGAUACGGUCUCCCGUCGGAUCAGGUCGCUCGUGAGCGAUCUCGAGAGGCUGCACGAUACCCGAAGGAAGCUAGGCGAUACACGACCUAUCAAUCUUGCUCUCUCUGGUUUCACCGUUAUCUCGCCUGGCAAUCCCUCUGCGGGCACAGUGGCCAAUCUGACCGUCGGUAGCAACACCGACUUACCUGUCGAUACGGUCAAGAAGAUCGACGAGCUGUAUGAUCUGCUGCCUAGGAUAGAGCCACUCCUGCCUCUUGUGCCUCAUCUGCUCGAUCGACUGAGAUCUCUGGCACGCCUACACACUUCAGCCGCGACUUUUGCUGCAGAGUUGCAGACAGCGAAGGAAGAAGUAGCAAGAUUGGCAGAAUCUGAUGGGAGCAUCAAGGAGAUUUUGACGAACCUCGAGACGAGCUCAAAGGCGAAUGAGGAGAGAAUCAAAGCGAACAUGGCUCUGAUCGAGAAGCGUAUUGCCGCGCUAUCGUGA
Molecule: messenger RNA, 1290 nt
Organism: Mixia osmundae IAM 14324
Lineage: Eukaryota; Fungi; Basidiomycota; Mixiomycetes; Mixiales; Mixiaceae
Exons: 5
Coding region: 1-1290 (429 amino acids)
Biological process (GO): mitotic spindle organization
Cellular component (GO): cytoplasm; dynactin complex
Source: RefSeq, a predicted model, not a curated record